ACUUCAAAUUAUAGUUUGGUACACUUUGGUACAUGUACCAUACGAUCGCCAAAAAUCGCCUUUUGAUAACAGGUUUAAAACCGUGGAUUGGGUUCCUGACGCCAAGCCACGGAGUUGUACAUUUGUUUAAAUUAAAGAUAAUAAUAAAGAAAGUGGUGUAAAACACCGACAAUUGUCCAAAAAUAUUCACUACGCACAUCCAACCGAUAUGGCUGAUGCAAUCCAACUUGUGCUUUGCUUUAACAGCUAAGGCUUUUAAGCAUGAACCAACACUUCUUCAUCCCCCUGCUAGUGAAAGACCAAACCUUGAAUUGAAUUAAGAUCAAGAUGAGAUACGCUCAGUUAAUAAUGGGACCAGCAGGUAGUGGCAAGUCCACCUAUUGCUCUGUUAUGCAACAACAUGCUGUUGAUUUGAAAAAGUCGGUGAAUGUUGUGAAUCUAGAUCCUGCAGCUGAAUAUUUUGAUUAUGAGCCUGUAGCUGAUAUAAGAGAUUUAAUUCAAUUGGACGAUGUCAUGGAUCCUGAAGAUGGUUAUGGUUGUGGGCCUAAUGGUGGACUUGUACUUUGCAUGGAAUAUUUAAUUGAAAAUGCAUCUUGGUUAGAAGAGAAAUUGGGUAAUGUGGACGAAGAUUACGUGAUAUUUGACUGUCCAGGUCAAAUUGAGUUAUAUACUCACAUGACUGUGAUACGGCAGCUGAUAAGUAUGCUGCAGAAACUUAAUUUUCGUAUAUGUGGUGUAUUUUUAGUGGAUGUUCAAUUUAUGAUAGAUGCGUCUAAAUUUCUGUCAGGAACUCUAGCUGCUCUUAGUGUAAUGAUAAAUUUAGAAAUUCCACAUGUUAAUAUCCUCAGUAAGAUAGAUCUCUUGUCCAAGAAUGCACGGAAAAAACUGGAUAACUAUUUAGAUCCUGAUCCACAUAAUUUAUUAGCAGAUUGUGAGGAGAAUUUCUGGAAUGAAAAGUAUCACAAUCUUACAGAAACUCUUGGUACAGUUAUAACGGAUUAUAGCUUAGUGCAUUUCUUGCCACUAAAUAUUAAGGAUGAAGAGAGCAUUACAGAUAUUAAAGUGACAAUUGAUAAUACUAUACAAUAUGGUGAAGAUACAGAUGUAAGAACUAGAGACUUUGAAGAACCAUGUGAAGAUAAUGCGAAUUAAUAUUAAAAUAAUAAACUUUUAUCUUUAAAAUUAAAAGGUUUAUUUCAAUUUUAUUGAAAAAACAAAUACAUAUAUAAAAUUUUGAAAAUCAUACAAAAAACGCUUAGAAAACUUCCCUCUUCACAAUGCUCGUACAGCUCGCGCAGCUGCUAUUUACUACUAGCAAGUGUCGCGUGCGCAACGCUCUUGUCACUUCCCAUUAUGCUCUUUCUAGGUGUAGAUUAAAGAUUCUUUUGUUAGAUAAAAUAAACAAUUUUUUCAAAAAACAAAAACUAAUUUAUAAAAAAAACUUUACAUCUACAUCGUAAUUUUUUUAUACAUACAUAUAUUUCAUUUAAAAAAAUAUCUACUUAUCUCUCAAAACAUCAUCUUCAAGCGUAAUUUUUAAGAGCGUAAUUGUUAGAGCAUUCAAACAAUAAAAUAUUCCUAUUGAAUUUUAA
Pseudomyrmex gracilis is the source of this 1592-nucleotide messenger RNA. Its product is annotated as GPN-loop GTPase 3. The transcript is spliced from 3 exons. Bases 328 to 1152 code for a protein of 274 amino acids. The record is from RefSeq and is a predicted model, not a curated record. Gene Ontology annotation, molecular function: GTPase activity. Lineage: Eukaryota; Metazoa; Arthropoda; Insecta; Hymenoptera; Formicidae.